Drechmeria coniospora is the source of this 774-nucleotide messenger RNA. RefSeq names its product ribosomal protein S4. Gene Ontology annotation, cellular component: ribosome; cytosolic small ribosomal subunit. The transcript is spliced from 3 exons. Bases 1 to 774 code for a protein of 257 amino acids. Gene Ontology annotation, biological process: translation. The record is from RefSeq and is a predicted model, not a curated record. Gene Ontology annotation, molecular function: structural constituent of ribosome; RNA binding. NCBI's taxonomy places the organism in Eukaryota, Fungi, Ascomycota, Sordariomycetes, Hypocreales, Ophiocordycipitaceae.
AUGGCCAAGGGAAUCAAGAAGCACCAGAAGCGCCUCAGCGCGCCCUCGCACUGGCUGCUCGACAAGCUGUCGGGUACCUACGCGCCCAAGCCUUCGGCCGGUCCUCACAAGCUCCGCGACUGCAUGCCCCUGAUCGUGUUCAUCCGAAACCGUCUCAAGUAUGCGCUCAACUACCGCGAGACCAAGGCGAUCCUCAUGCAGCGCCUGGUCAAGGUCGACGGCAAGGUCCGUACCGACAUGACCUACCCUGCCGGCUUCAUGGACGUCAUCACCAUCGAGAAGACGGGCGAGAACUUCCGACUCAUCUACGACACCAAGGGCCGCUUCACCGUCCACCGAAUCCAGACGGAGGAGGCCGAGUACAAGCUCGGCAAGGUCAAGCGCGUUCAGCUCGGCCGUGGUGGAAUCCCAUUCUUGGUCACGCACGAUGCGAGAACCAUCCGCUACCCCGACCCCAGCAUCAAGGUCAACGACACCGUCAAGAUUGACCUGAGCACCGGCAAGAUCAGCGACUACAUCAAGUUCGACACUGGCGCCGUCGCCAUGGUCACCGGCGGUCGCAACAUGGGUCGUGUCGGCGUCAUCGUCCACCGUGAGCGCCACGAUGGUGGCUUCAACAUUGUGCACAUCAAGGACGCCAUCGACAACUCCUUCGCCACCCGUGAGAGCAACGUUUUCGUCAUCGGCCAGGAGAAGCCGUGGAUCUCGCUGCCCAAGGGCAAGGGCGUCAAGCUCACCAUUGCCGAGGAGCGUGAUCGCCGACGAGGCAACUAA